UUUCUGAGACAGUUCAAUGAUGGAAACUUUUGGUUUGUGCUUCAUAAAAGUGAUGUGCAGCAGACGGAUGAGGAAGUCCCGAGCAGCAGAGGGAAGUGGGCAGAGCCCGGUGAGAGGUGGGAGCUGCUCAGGCAGCGUUCUGUGGUUGGAGCGACUGAGGCAGACGUGGGAUCACACACACACUGACAGUCAGUCACAGCAUGAAGACGCCUCCACACGACAUGGAGGCUCCAGGUCUCUGCCUGCGGCUCUCGAUGCUGCUUCUGGUUCUGCCGGGUUCACGCGUGGAGAGCAGCGGUGAGCAGCGUCUCACACACGGCGCCCGUUCAGACCUGGUCCUCCUCCUAACGUCCUCUGACUCGCUGACAGACGCAGACUUCUGGGCCGUCACCAGCCGCCUGCAGUACUUCCAGUACGAGGCCGUGUCCUUUCACUGCCAGGGUCUGAGCGGCUCCUCUCAGCUCCGAGGCCUCAGGAACGCCGAGGGCUUCCUCACCCUGUGUGACCUCCAGAGCCCGUGGAGCAGCUUCUCCUGCACCGUGGAAACAGCCUAUCCAGGAGACAGCGGCCGCUACUGGUGUGAGACGGAGACGGGGCAGAGGAGCGGCGCCGUCAACAUCUCCGUCACCGCCGGGUCCGUGAUCCUGGUGAGUCCGGUCCUUCCUGUGACGGAGGGCGUGAGCGUGACUCUGCGCUGCAGACAGAAGGUUUCCUCCAGCUCCACAGCUGAUUUCUACAAAGACGGACGGCUCGUAGCAAGAAGCUCCACGGGGGAGAUGAGCGUCCACAGCGUGUCCCAGUCUGAUGAAGGACUCUACAAAUGCAGCGUCCCCGGAGCAGGAGAGUCCCCCCAGAGCCGGCUGCUUGUCAGAGCCGACGCCGUGGUCCUGCUCUGUCCCGUCCUGCCUGUGAUGGAGGGCGUUAAUGUGACUCUGCUCUGCCGUAAGAACAGCAUCUCUCCCAACUCCACAGCUGCUUUCUACAAAGACGGCGUCUUCCUGCGGAGCAGCGCUACAGGGAGGACGACGCUGCACAGCGUGUCCAAGGCCGACGAAGGCUUCUACAGCUGCAGCCUGUCUGGAGGAGGAGCGUCAGCGCCCGGCUGGCUGGCUGUUAAAGCCCAUCACAGAGACGCGUGUUCCUCAGGCUUCAACCACGCCUUCCUGGUCCUGAGAAUUGUUCUGACUGUGCUGAUGUCUGUGCUGCUGCUGGGUCUGCUUCACUAUGGGCACAGUCAGAGGAGAUAAGUCUUCAAAGACUUUGGUGAAGUAGAUGAUGUUUGACUUUCUCACAAGUAAAGCUUAAAACCACAGUUUCUGACAGAUGUAGUGACUAUUUUUAAAUGGCUACAGGUCUGUUUUAUCAGUAGACGCUGGUCUGUGGUGAAGUUUUAAAUGCUUCAGCUGCUGCUUUUAAUUUCAGCUUCUUAGACACAUAUGCAGUUAAAACCAAGAAAGUAAUAGUUGGUCAGUUUAUGUGUUUGGUUCUCAACAGUGGUUCUACACACUGAGCACAUUUACCUUCAUGAUAACUGUGACCUGUUUAGUCUGUGUGGUUAAAAUUUUGCUUUGUCGUCUCACAGUUUUAAGAAGACACAACAGUGAGAUAUUAAAACACAAGAUUCAAAUGUCAAAUAUCAAAUGUUUGGAUUUGUAUUAUUUUAUUUAAUUUUCAAAUAUGUGUGAUUCGAGUGAAGAGCUGCAAGUACUUAAAAAUAAAAAUAAGACGUACACUGA
Messenger RNA from Betta splendens (Siamese fighting fish), 1736 nucleotides. RefSeq names its product sialoadhesin-like. Gene Ontology annotation, biological process: cell surface receptor signaling pathway. The transcript has 5 exons. The record is from RefSeq and is a predicted model, not a curated record. NCBI's taxonomy places the organism in Eukaryota, Metazoa, Chordata, Actinopteri, Anabantiformes, Osphronemidae. Gene Ontology annotation, molecular function: transmembrane signaling receptor activity. The coding region runs from base 201 to 1247 and encodes 348 amino acids.